CAAAAUAUAUGUUUACAAGUACAUACAAACUAGUUAAAAUUUAUACACACAUUAUAAUAUGUUUAUAUUAAACUCUAUGAAUUAAAGUAAUAUUCUUCAAGUAUGGGUCAAGGAAAAAGCCAAUUUACAGAAGAAGAACUACAAGACUAUGAGGAUCUCACGUACUUUACGAAGAAAGAAGUAUUGUAUGCUCACCAAAAAUUCAAAGCUCUGGCACCUGAGAAAGUUGGGCACAAUAAAAAUGCUAAAUUACCUAUGGCCAAAGUGCUCACAUAUCCAGAACUUAAAGUGAAUCCAUUCAAAGAUAGGAUAUGUAAGGUGUUCAGUUCCAGUAAUGAUGGAGAUUGCACCUUUGAAGACUUCUUGGACAUGAUGUCAGUUUUCAGUGAGAUGGCUCCUAAAGCAGUAAAAGCUGAACAUGCAUUUAGGAUAUUUGAUUUUGAUGGUGAUGACAUGAUAGGCGUAUCAGAUUUACGUGAAGUAAUACAGCGUCUGUGCGGACCGGAGUUAAAACUAACAGACUCAGAAAUACAACAACUGGUGCAGAAUGUUUUGGAAGAAGCAGAUCUUGAUGAUGAUGGAGCUCUCUCCUUUGCUGAGUUUGAACAUAUCAUAGAUAAGAGCUCUGAUUUCUGCCAUGCAUUCCGAAUCAGGCUUUAAGAAAUUUCUACCAACAUGCAAUAUUAUCCAUGUCACAAAAAUGCUCACAAUAUUUUAAUCUCAAAUUCUAUUUAUAUAUUAUGGCUAUUUUAUAAAUCAAUUAUUUUAUAGCUGAUUUACUUUCGUACCUUUUUGGGAGUUGUUGCAUAAUCAAUUGGUAUUUACAUUUUUUUGUUGUUUUCCAAAGUAUUUGGUUAUUUUUGAUUAUAAUUGUAGCUGAGAACUAAUUCUCUAGUCAAUCUCACUACGAAUUCUAUCAUUAUUUAUUUAAAAUUUAUUCAGUUGUUCAUGUACAGUAUACUCAAUUGUUUAAGGCAUUUACUUAAUCGUGACCAUUUAAGAACGAUCUAAAAGUAUUUAAUAAUUAGUAUAUAACAGUAGAUUGAACAGUAGAUCUGAAGCACUUAGAACUGCCGAAAGUAGAGAUACGCGAAUUGUGCUACGGGUAAUGAGAGAACUAGAAAGAAAUAACCUUCAGAAGAUGCCAAAACCGCAGAAUAUUGCUAAAAAAAUCCAUUUUCACUGUGUACUUUACAAGCAUCAGAAAUUGUUAUCGAAAAAAAUCUAUGUUAAAUCUGCAUUGAAAUAAUAAAUAUAGUUGUAGUUUAUAAUAUAGCAGGAGUUAGUAAGUUUCUGAGGGUAUACCUACAUUACAAUCUUCUACAUAUGAAACUUAAACUUCAUGAACCAUAAAACUAAAUUUUAGUAUAACUAACUGACAACUGACAGGUCUGUUUCUAAAUUAUUCAUUUCUGAGUAGAUUUCUUGCUUUAUAGAAAAUAAAUUCUAGCAAAUAAUGAAAGGAAUGAUAGAUUCUGUGUUACUGGAAAACGUGUUUAAAAUUAUUAAAAAAAAAUUGUAUUUAAAAUUUUACUUUACUGUCUAAUAAUCCACUUACAUUAAACAGUUUAAAACAGUAUUAUUACUUGCAUUAUUAUAACAUAGGUAAUGAAAUUGUAUUUUCGUCACGUGCUUUUGUUACUUCGCUAAGUAGUAUUAACACGUCGACUGUAUCAUGUAGGUCACAGUAACAAAACAGUACCGCACAAUAUCAGAAAUCGAUAUACUUAAAUACUGGUGGUAGGACGUCUUCUGAGUCCGCGCGGCUAACUACCACCACCCUGCC
This is a messenger RNA of Bombyx mandarina (wild silkworm), 1786 nucleotides long. Its product is annotated as calcium and integrin-binding protein 1. Lineage: Eukaryota; Metazoa; Arthropoda; Insecta; Lepidoptera; Bombycidae. Gene Ontology annotation, molecular function: calcium ion binding; magnesium ion binding. The record is from RefSeq and is a predicted model, not a curated record.